Gloeophyllum trabeum ATCC 11539 is the source of this 2979-nucleotide messenger RNA. RefSeq names its product DUF221-domain-containing protein. NCBI's taxonomy places the organism in Eukaryota, Fungi, Basidiomycota, Agaricomycetes, Gloeophyllales, Gloeophyllaceae. Gene Ontology annotation, molecular function: calcium-activated cation channel activity. The transcript is spliced from 13 exons. Bases 1 to 2979 code for a protein of 992 amino acids. The record is from RefSeq and is a predicted model, not a curated record. Gene Ontology annotation, cellular component: plasma membrane.
AUGUCCAACACAACCGACACCAUCAACCAGCUCAUCCAGAGCAAUGUGGGCAGAACCGUCUCAUCGCAGGCCGUGGCUUCGCAGGUUAUCCUGAUGGCGAUUGUUUCGGGGCGUGCGGGGCAGCUGUGUGACGUUGAAGUGCAGUUCGCUACGAUCUUUGUAUUCAACAUCCUCCGACCACGAAACAAGGUUAUCUACGAACCGAAAGUAAAGUAUCACACAGGCGCCCAAAAGCCGCCCGCCAUCUCCGACUCGCCCCUCGGCUGGGUUUCACCCAUCCUCCACUAUCACGAAGCCGACCUUGUCGACAAGAUCGGCCUCGAUGCGAUCGCCUUCCUCCGCUUCCUGCGCCUCCUGCGAUGGCUAUUCACCGCCAUCGCCGCCCUAGUCUGCGCGACGCUUAUCCCCGUCAACCUCACCUAUAACAUGAAAAACUUCGAGGACUCGGACACUAAGCCGGACAUCCUGUCCAUGCUCACUGUCAGCAACAUCUACGGGACGAAUCUGCUGUUCGUGCACAUAGCGGUGACGUACGGCAUCACUGCGCUCGUGAUGGGCUUCGUAUGGGUGCACUGGCGAAACAUGGUGCGGUUACGACAGAACUGGUUCCGCAGCCCCGAGUACCAGCAGUCGUUUUACGCACGCACGCUCCUCAUCCUGCGUGUACCAAGGCAGCUCCAGUCGGACGAGGGUAUCCGCGCGAUCUUCGAAUCCGUCCAGGUGCCGUACCCCACAACUUCCGUGCAUAUUGGGCGCAAGGUUGGCCGGCUGCCGGAGUUGAUUGAGUAUCACAACGAGACGGUGCGUGAGCUGGAGAAGGUGCUGGUUCGGUAUUUGAAGGGCGGGCGGAUCGGGAAGGAGCGGCCGACGAUAAGGCAGGGCGGUUUCCUCGGUUGUUGUGGUGGUGAGAAGAAGGAUGCGAUUGAUUACUACACGCAGAAACUAAGACGCACGGAGGCGGCCGUUGAGGAGUAUCGACACCAGAUCGACAAGCGCAAGGCGGAGAACUACGGAUUCGCAUCUAUGGCUGCGGUCCCAUAUGCACAUAUCGUCGCGAACUUGCUGCGGAACAAGCGACCGAAGGGCACAAUCGUUACGCUCGCGCCGAACCCGAAGGACAUCAUCUGGAGCAAUAUCACGAAGAGCCCCGGCGAGGUGGCGCGUUUGCGGAUGAUUGGGUUCUUGCUCCUUGCUGUGGUGUGUUUCUUCAAUACUGUGCCGCUAUUCGCAAUCUCAGUGCUGGCCAACUUGAGCGCCAUCUCUGCAUACGUAGGGUUCCUGAAGAGGUGGGCUGAUAAUUCACCGACUACGUUCGCAAUCAUCUCUGGUGUGCUGCCGCCUACGGUGUCCGCGAUCUUCGGUUAUUUCUUGCCAGUCCUCAUGCGCUGGCUUACGCGGUACAUGGGCGCGCAUACGCACUCUAGACUUGACCGUGCAGUUGUCGCGCGCUACUUUGCGUUCCUGGUCAUUUCGCAGCUGAUCAUCUUCACGCUCAUUGGUGUCGCUUUCAAGGCGAUUGCACAGGUUGUCACGCUUAUUGGGGAGCAUAAGAGUUUCAGCACGAUUAUAGCGAAUUUGAAACACGGUGCUAAAUGGAGGUUUCUAUCUCCAGAAUUACCCGCUACCAUCAAUCAGACGUAUAUCGGCCAAUCGUCGUACUGGCUCACGUUCUUCCCUCUUCGUGGUUUCCUGGCUGUAUUCGACCUUGCGCAGAUAUUGAACCUUGUGUGGACGACUUUCAAGACUCAUGUAUUUGGCCGGACGCCAAGGGACAUCAGGGAUUGGACACGACCGCCGGAUUUCGAGUAUGCCAUCUAUUACUCAAACAUACUGUUCAUGGCAUGCGUGGGCUUCGUGUUCGCUCCGUUGGCGCCUCUCGUAGCUGCUGCUGCUGCGGUUGUGUUCUGGAUCAGCUCCUGGGUAUACAAGUACCAGCUGAUGUUCGUGUUCGUCUCUAGGGUGGAGACUGGCGGACGUUUGUGGAACCCUGUCAUUAACCGUAUUCUCGCAUCUGUGGUUCUGAUGCAAGCACUGAUGACCCUAACUAUGGGUCUGCAAAUGGGGUGGACCUCGUGGCAUUGGGUCGCGACGCUUCCUCCUAUAGUCUUCAUCUUCAUCUUCAAGGCGUACGUGAACCGUACUUUCGAUCGUCAAUUCCGGUACUAUAUCCCUACGGAAGAGGAGUUGCGCCUUGCCAAGGUACAUUCACAACGCGCUGACAACGCCGGAAACCGCCUCGAAAAGCGGUUCGGACACCCAGCACUGCAUUCCGAGCUGUUCACACCGAUGCUCCAUUCGAAGAUGAUGCCGUUGCUGCCUCAGGUGUAUUCCGGCAAGAUCGCGAACGACAAGGCGCAGCUGGCAGAGUAUGGCGGGCAGGCUAUGGAAGCGCAAGUGGUAUCUGGUAUCAAGAUUGCGGGUAUCGAUCAGGCGAAUCUGGACUACGAUCCUGCCUUGUACCAGCGCGAUCGCGGCGAACUGGAUUGGGAUCAACGGUCAAUGGCUUCGACGAACAUCCUUGGCAGUGAUACUGCUUCUCUUCAUGCCUCAAAAUCUACCUAUUACGCCAAUGGCCGAUCCUCACCCGCGCCGUCUAUGGCAGGCGUGGGCGCCGCGAGGUUCGACAGAUAUAUGGCGCACGGCCCAUCGCGACUGGGAACGCCAGCGCACGACAUCGAGUUGAGUCGAUUUGACGGCAACGAUCAGCAGCCUCUGCUUGCUGCGCAGCAGCCGCUAGGCUACUUUGACCCCCGUUUUGCCAAUAGUGCGGUGUCGGUCAAUUCAGCAUAUCCAUACCAGAACGAGACGCCGCCGCCUGUUCCACAACUGCCUCCGCAGUAUCCGCCACAACCUCACCAGCCCGCGGAGGGCUACCGGAUGGCUCCGGUGCACCGACCUUAUGCAUCGAGCGGCCAGCCAGCUCCCAGUGAUAACAUGGCUGGACGGGGAACGUUUAACCGAGGAUAUUCUGCUGGAUAA